Penicillium pulvis is the source of this 1014-nucleotide messenger RNA. RefSeq names its product aldo/keto reductase. Bases 1 to 1014 code for a protein of 337 amino acids. The transcript has a single exon. The record is from RefSeq and is a predicted model, not a curated record. NCBI's taxonomy places the organism in Eukaryota, Fungi, Ascomycota, Eurotiomycetes, Eurotiales, Aspergillaceae.
AUGCAGUACCGCCGCCUCGGAAAUAGCGGCCUCAAAGUCUCCCGGUUAAUCCUCGGCUGCAUGACCUACGGCAACCCAAAUUGGGAAGGAUCACCAUGGGUCCUUGAUGAGGAACAAUCGCUACCAUUGCUAAAGAAAGCAUUCGACAUGGGAAUCAAUACAUUCGACACUGCGAACACCUACUCCAAUGGCCAAUCAGAAACAAUACUCGGCAAUGCCUUGAGAAAAUACUCCAUCCCGCGAAGCAAGGUAGUAAUCAUGACGAAGAUAUACUACCCAGUUUUAGAGGAUGAUCCGAAUUCACGACCUAAUCCCGCGAUCAACGACGGGCAUUUGGUGAAUCAGAUGGGUUUAAGCCGGAAACAUAUCUUUGACGCAGUAGAGGGAUCCUUGCAACGAUUAAACACGGAUUACAUUGAUGUCCUCCAGUUGCACAGACUUGACUCCGAAACACCGCCCGAAGAGAUUAUGCGAGCGCUACACGAUCUAGUCUGCAUGGGCAAAGUUCGGUAUUUGGGCGCGUCGAGUAUGCAUUGUUGGCAGUUUGCACGAUUGCAGUAUACGGCGAAGAUGAACAGGUGGACGCCUUUCGUUAGUAUGCAAGGUCUUUACAAUCUUCUUUAUCGCGAGGAGGAGCGCGAGAUGAACCCGUUCUGUGAUGCGGAGGUGGUCGGGCUCAUUCCUUGGAGUCCUCUUGCGAGGGGCCUUCUAGCGAGGCCAUGGCAGCAAAAGUCUGCUCGUGCGGACCAAGAUGAGAAAACGAAGCGCUGGUUCGUUGGGGAUCAAAAUGAGAUGAUCGUUGACCGGGUUGAAGAGCUUGCGCGCAAUAAGAAAUGUGCGAUGAGCUCUGUUGCGAUGGCUUGGUUGUUGCAAAAGGGGGCCUGUCCGAUUGUCGGGCUGAAUAGUGUUACAAGAAUUGAGGCUGCGUUGGAGGCGUUGAAUGUUGAGCUAACGUUGGAUGAAAUGCGAUAUCUCGAGGAGCCUUAUCGACCUUUAGCUGUGCAGGCAAUAUGA